Amborella trichopoda is the source of this 5308-nucleotide messenger RNA. It is a transcript of the gene EBS1, whose product is annotated as EMS-MUTAGENIZED BRI1 SUPPRESSOR 1. Lineage: Eukaryota; Viridiplantae; Streptophyta; Magnoliopsida; Amborellales; Amborellaceae. The record is from RefSeq and is a predicted model, not a curated record. Gene Ontology annotation, cellular component: endoplasmic reticulum. Gene Ontology annotation, molecular function: UDP-glucose:glycoprotein glucosyltransferase activity. Gene Ontology annotation, biological process: ERAD pathway.
UUAACACCGCAUUUUAUCAAAACAGGUCCUAACGGAUACGAACGUUGAUCUGCUUCGCAAACAUACAGGAAAGUCAGCGGCAUGGAUUUUGUCAUGUAAACUGCAGUCAAGGUUAUCAAAAACCACCAAAUACGCACGACGCCCUCACUAAAUCAAAACCUCGCCGUUUUUAAGCUCGAUACACCAAUGACGUCGAUGCAGGGUGCUGCAUGUAUUGGCGUCAGGGACCAGAUCUAGGGUUUUUUCUGGUCAUACAAGAACAAUGGUAAAGAACACAGGAAUUAGGGUUUCGGGCUGUCUUCUGAUCAUCUUGACACUCUCCUUUCUUAGUGGAAUUGCACCAUCUCUUGCCGAUCCGCGACGCCCAAAAAAUGUUCAGGUUUCGCUUCGAGCAAAAUGGUCGGGCACUCCUCUCCUCCUUGAAGCUGGAGAAUUACUUUCAAAGGAGUGGAAGGACUUGUACUGGGAAUUUGUUGAAGCUUGGCUUGGUAAAGAGACAGAUUCCAAUUCUUUAACAGCUAGAGGUUGCCUUCAAGAAAUUGUACAUCAUGGACGCAACCUUCUCAAUGAACCCUUGGCAUCUCUCUUUGAAUCCUCUCUCACUCUUCGGUCUGCAUCUCCGAGGUUGGUUCUUUACAGGCAAUUAGCGAAGGAGUCACUAUCCUCGUUCCCAUUAGGGGAGGAAACAAACACUAAGGACAUAAAUGAAUCUAUACCUGAGGAAGUCACAAGCUCAAAGAACAAAAAGUUGAACCAAUUACUCGUAAGCCAGAACCCAAAAUCUCUUGGAGGCAAGUGCUGCUGGGUAGACACGGGUAACUCCAUAUUGUUUGAUGUGUCCGAGCUUCGUUUGUGGCUUGAUUCACCCUCAAGAUUGUCUGAAGAUUUGUCUGAGCAACCGGAGCUUUUCGAUUUUGAUCAUAUUUAUUUUGAGUCAAGUAUCGGAAGUCAUGUAGUAAUUUUAUAUGGAGCUGUUGGGACAAACUGCUUUAAAGAGUUUCAUGUUGCACUUGUAGAAGCUUCAAAGAAGGGAGAAGUGAAGUAUGUGGUUAGACCUGUGCUUCCAUCUGGUUGUGAAUCAAAAGCUGGUUCUUGUGGUGCCAUCGGUGCUGGGGAUGCCUUGAACUUGGGUGGUUACGGAGUGGAGCUUGCUUUGAAAAAUAUGGAGUACAAGGCCAUGGACGAUAGUGCUGUUAGGAAAGGUGUCACUCUGGAAGAUCCUCGCACUGAAGAUCUCAGCCAAGAUGUUAGGGGGUUUAUAUUCUCUAAGAUCCUGGAGCGCAGGCCUGAUCUAACUACGGAAGUAAUGGCUUUUAGGGAAUUUUUGUUGUCUUCUACAGUAUCUGAUUCAGAUACUCUGGAUGUGUGGGAACUCAAGGAUUUGGGGCAUCAAACAGCUCAGAGAAUUGUUCAUGCGUCAGACCCCUUGCAGUCGAUGCAAGAAAUCAGCCAAAAUUUUCCUAGCAUUGUUUCCUCUUUAUCUCGAAUGAAGCUCAAUGCCUCUGUGAAAGAUGAAAUAUUAGCAAAUCAACGAAUGGUUCCACCUGGGAAGUCUUUAAUGGCACUGAAUGGAGCUUUAAUCAACGUUGAGGAUGUUGACCUUUACUUGUUAAUGGAUUUGAUACAUAAAGAAUUAUCUUUGGCUGACCAGUUUCUUAAUAUCAAGGUGCCUCGAAGUUCCAUAAGGAAGUUGUUGUCAUCGCCACCUCAUUCUGAAUCUAAUGGAUUUCGUGUAGAUUUUCGUUCUAGCCAUGUACAUUAUCUCAACAACUUGGAGGAGGAUGCAAUGUAUAAGAGAUGGCGAAGCAAUCUGAAUGAGCUAUUGAUGCCUGUCUUCCCUGGCCAAAUGCGGUAUAUUCGCAAAAAUUUGUUCCAUGCUGUUUAUGUAGUUGAUCCUUCUACAAUUAAAGGAAUUGAGUCCAUCAACUUAAUUUUCUCUAUGUAUGAAAGCCAUAUUCCUAUGAGAUUUGGAGUGAUACUAUUUUCAUCAAAAUUGAGCACAAAAAUUGAAGACAACGAGGGUGAACUUCCCAUUUGUUCUGGAGAGAAGUGUCAAAGUGAUAUGAAGGAAGAUAUUGGUAGUUUGAUUAUACGCCUUUUCCUUUACAUUGAGGAAAACUAUGGUACAACGUUGGCCUUCGAGUUUUUAAGAAAUGUGUAUAAAUUAUGGAGUGAUUCUGAAGCUCUUACUGAUGAAACGCUUGAAAUACAUCAAGUGGAAGGGGCGUUUAUUGAAACUCUAGUAUCAAAGGUUAAAUCACCACCAAAUGAUGUCUUACUAAAACUUGAAAAGGAGACUGUCUUCAUGGAUAAAGUUGAAGAAUCCACGCUUUCUGUGUUCAAGCUGGGACUAUCAAAACUAGGCUCUUGUCUCCUGAUGAAUGGGCUUGUCUAUGAGUCCAAUGAGGAUGCAGCCAUAAAUGCCAUGAAUGAAGAGCUCCCCAGAAUUCAAGAACAAGUUUACUAUGGACAUAUAGAUUCACGCAGAGAUGUCUUGGACAAAUUGCUUUCUGAGAACGGUUAUAAUCGAUACAACCCAGAAAUUACUGGUGAAGGGAAGGAACAAAAAAGAUUUGUACAAUUGACUCCAGCUGUUAUCAGGGGUGAAAAACUGAUCUUGGAUGUUUGUUACAUGCAUUCUCCUGAAACUAUGGAUGAUUUAAAGCCUGUCACUCAUCUUCUUGUUGUUGAUAUUACAUCCAGAAAGGGGGUGAAAUUACUUCGGCAGGGAUUGCAUUACCUGAUUGAAGGCUCCAAAAGGGCUCGAGUUGGUGUGCUAUUUAAUGUCAAUAGCACUUCGCUUUCAAAGAGAUCACCUUCUCUACUUCUAAUUAAAGCAUACGAAGUUACUGCAUCUCUGUUUGGCCAUCAUCAAAAUGCGCUCCAGUUUCUUAAUCAACUCUUUUCCAUUUAUGAGAGUGAAAUUCCCUUUCUAGAUGCUGAAGGAUUUGAAUUACUUAUUGAGAAGAUUUCGGAUUUAGCGAUGGCAAAUGGUUUACGGCCUGAAGCUUAUAGAUCCUCUUUAACAGAAGAUUCUCUUGAUUCUAUGAAGAGCCAUUUAGAAAAGGUGGCACAUUUCUUAUACAAGUUAGGUCUUGAGUAUGGGACAAAUGCUGUUAUUACUAAUGGCAGGGUUGUCCUCUCUACGGAUGGAGGUGCCCUCCUAAGUGAGGAUUUGGGCCUUCUAGAAUCUUUGGAGUAUGAGCAGAGGAUAAAAUCUGUGGCUUCUAUUAUUGAAGAAACAGAUUGGGGAGAUUUAGAUCCUGACCAUCUUACAAGCAAGUUUCUCAGUGAUCUUGUUAUGCUGAUUUCAUCUUCUAUGGCCCUCCGUUCACGAAGUCCUGAUGUAGCACGAUUUGAAAUUCUAAAUGCCAAAUACAGUGCUGUUAUAUUGAACAAUGAAAAUUCCAGUAUACAUAUUGAUGCGGUGAUUGAUCCUUUAAGUCCACUUGGUCAAAAGCUAUCUUCCCUUCUUCGCAUUCUUUGGAAAUGCAUUCGCCCAAGUAUGAGGAUUGUACUUAAUCCUUUGAGUUCUCUGGUUGACCUACCUCUGAAGAAUUAUUACAGAUUUGUAGUUCCAUCCAUGGAUGACUUCAGUUCUGCCGAUUAUUCAAUCAAUGGCCCCAAAGCUUUCUUUGCCAAUAUGCCACUGUCCAAAACUCUUACCAUGAAUCUUGAUGUCCCGGAACCAUGGCUUGUUGAGCCUGUUAUUGCAGUCCACGACCUUGAUAACAUAUUGCUUGAAAACCUUGGAGAUGUGAGAACUCUACAAGCUGUGUUUGAGCUGGAAGCAUUCGUUCUUACAGGUCAUUGCUCUGAAAAAGAUCAUGAACCUCCCCGAGGCCUUCAGUUGAUCCUUGGAACCAAGAGUGUGCCACACUUGGUUGAUACCCUUGUUAUGGCCAAUUUGGGAUACUGGCAAUUGAAAGUCUCUCCUGGGGUUUGGUACCUGCAGCUUGCUCCAGGCAGAAGCUCUGAUCUAUACAUGUUCAAAGGACAUGGAGAAGGAAGUAUGUCAAAAAAAAUUACAAUAGAUGAGUUGCGGGGUAAGGUGGUUUAUAUGGAAGUUGUGAAAAAGAAAGGAAAGGAACAUGAGCAGUUAUUGGCAAAUGUUGAUGACAAAAAUCAUAUGCAUGAAAAUAAGGGCAAUUUGAACACUUGGAACAUGAAUAUACUUAGAUGGGCAUCUGGUUUGAUUGGUGGUAAUGAGCAAUCAAAGAAGCAAGCAGCUCAUGUGGAGGAGUAUGGAAAGAUUGGGAGACGUGGGAAACAAGUUAAUAUUUUUUCAGUUGCUUCUGGACACCUAUAUGAGCGUUUUCUUAAGAUCAUGAUAUUGAGUGUUCUCAAGAACACCAAUCGACCUGUUAAGUUUUGGUUUAUAAAGAACUAUCUCUCUCCUCAGUUUAAGGAUGUUAUACCACAUAUGGCAGAACACUAUGGAUUCGAGUAUGAACUGAUCACCUAUAAGUGGCCCACAUGGUUACAUAAACAAACAGAAAAGCAACGGAUUAUCUGGGCUUAUAAAAUUUUGUUUCUCGAUGUUAUUUUCCCUCUUUCUUUGGAAAAGGUGAUAUUUGUUGAUGCAGAUCAGGUUGUAAGGGCAGAUAUGGGAGAACUGUAUGAUAUGGAUAUAAAAGGAAGGCCCCUUGCUUAUACACCUUUCUGCGACAACAAUAAGGAUAUGGAUGGUUAUAGAUUCUGGAGACAGGGUUUCUGGAGGGAUCACUUACGGGGAAAGCCAUAUCAUAUCAGUGCCUUGUAUGUUGUUGAUUUGCUGAGAUUCCGACAAACUGCUGCUGGAGAUCACCUGAGGGUAUUUUAUGAGACUCUUAGCAAGGACCCUAAUAGUCUCUCUAAUCUUGAUCAGGACCUUCCCAACUAUGCGCAACACAAUGUCCCGAUUUUCUCUCUCCCACAAGAAUGGCUUUGGUGCGAAUCUUGGUGUGGAAAUAGCACAAAGUCAAAAGCAAAGACCAUUGACCUCUGCAACAAUCCCAUGACAAAGGAGCCAAAACUUCAGGGUGCUCGGAGAAUUAUUUCAGAGUGGGUGGAUCUAGAUGGUGAGGCAAGAGCAUUUACGGCAAAGAUUCUUGGCGAAGAAACUGAAACACCAUCUGAACCUGUGUCUGGUCCUCGAACUGAGGCCAUUGCUACUGACUAUGCAGAAGAAGAUAGGGAGUCAAUGGCAGAGUUGUAAUCUCUCUCUCUCGGCUGGUUGGUUUUGAGGGAAAUCCCUCAAAUUUUUUUGAGGCUGCAUCAAAGUGUGUUCUCUCUCUCUCUCUCUCUCUCUCUCACACACACACACACA